CUGAAGGUUUCCAAACGCAGACUACUUCGUAGUUUUUUAACACCGGCGCAAGUUGUUUGUCCGCUUGGAAUCUUGUUUUUGAGUAUUCAAUAUACCAUCUAAUUCCGUCAUGAAUUCUUCAACUGUUGUAUUAUUACUUACCGUAUUCCUGGUUGCUUUGUCGAUAUCUACCUCCGUUGUUAACGCAGGUGAAGAAAAAGAAGAAAAAGAGAGUAAAGAAAGCGGAGAGAAGAAAGAAGAGAAAAAAGAAGAAAAGGAAGGGAAGGAAGGGAAAGAGGAAAGGAAGGAAGCUCGGAAAGUGGAGAAAAAGACUCUAAAGGAGGAGCCAUGUCAAUGUAUUGCACCAGUGCCCUUUCCACUGUCAUCUCAUUAGCAUUAUUCAGCGUAAUUAUGUCCAUCCAUUGACCAAAUUCGGUAAGUGGUACGAAUUUAUUAUA
Stegodyphus dumicola is the source of this 437-nucleotide messenger RNA. RefSeq lists its product as uncharacterized. The record is from RefSeq and is a predicted model, not a curated record. Lineage: Eukaryota; Metazoa; Arthropoda; Arachnida; Araneae; Eresidae.